This is a messenger RNA of Lymnaea stagnalis (great pond snail), 1476 nucleotides long. Lineage: Eukaryota; Metazoa; Mollusca; Gastropoda; Lymnaeidae. The record is from the annotation of a GenBank genome assembly.
UGUUAUUGUGAGAAUCUAAGCCAUUGUGAACGAUUCCUUGGAGCAACAUCACAUUGUGUCUGUAAGAAAUAAAUAAGUGAUAAAUUUCAUUUUGAGAAUGUAUUUUAAUUUUUUUUAAAUUAUAAACUAAAAGACUUUUCAUAAAAUUUAAUUUUGUAGUUGCCUGCUCCUUUAAUUUAAAUAAUUUUCUUUCUUUGUUUUCUUUUUUUUUUAUAUAUAGUAAAACAAGUAUUUUUUUUUUUCGCUUUAAAAUAUGAUUACUUAAAGUAAAGGUUGUUUUUUUUUCAUGACGUACACAAUAGCUCUUUAUAAUUGUUAAAUUAUGUUUGCUACUGCGAAAUUAUCUUCUGAUAAAUAUUUAGAGUUAAUUAAAUAUUUAAAAAGUCAGCAUUUUUGUUUCAAUAUUUAUUCUAAACAUAACAAGCUAAAGUCCAUAGUCAAUAAAAAGAUUUUUGUUGUUUGUUUUUGUGUUUAUAGUGAGUAAGCCCAUGAUUGUCCAUUUUGAGAACAACUUAGUCCUCCCUGGGCAAGAUUCUACAUUUACAUGUACUGUACAGGCGAAAACACUACCAAAAGAUAAUGAAAUCCAAAUGUUUGGACCUCAAGGAAAGAACAUAACUUCUCUCUCUUCAAGGAUUCUUGAAUCAUCCACAUUAAGAAGAACAAAAAUGUUCUAUGUAAGUUUCCAGUAAUAAACAAAAAUAAAUGAUAAAGACACCUGUAUUAAAUUAAUAUUUUUUUUUUAAAAAUUCAAAAAUUGAAAGAUUAGUCUCAAUAAAAUCAUCGAUUGCUAGAACAAUUCAAAGUAAAAACAUACAUUAUCUCACUGUUGGCGAAAAAUAGCAAUCAAAUUUAGAAUUAAUUGACAUGUAGUCGGGUGUAGUGGCUUGAUGCUAUGCAAGGCCCUCCCUUUGUGUUUACUUCAAACACUCAAGCAAACAUUUCAGGAACCGAAAAUUAACUGUCUUGGUUGUUAGUCCUCUGAGAAUUAAGAAUAAGAUCGCUUGAAAAUGGCCACAUCAAAGAAUUAAAUUUCAGAUGCUUGAUUUUUUUCUAAAAUUCAACAUUUCCCUUGGAAGACCCCACAAUAUAUAUAUAUAUAUAUAUAUAUAUAUAUAUAUAUAUAUAUAUAUAUAUAUAUAUAUAUACACAUAUCUGUUGCAUCCCAUGAGAGCCCAUAUAUAUUAUAUAUUUAACAAUAUUUAUUUAUAUAUAUAUAUAUAUAUAUAUAUAUAUAUAUAUAUAUAUAUAUAUAUAUAUAUAUAUAUAUAUAUAUAUAUAUAUAUAGAUACCCAUAGCCGUUGCAUCCCAUGAGAGCCCAUAUGCAUUAUACAUUUAACAAGAUUUAUAACAAAAGUUUUGAACUUUGAUUCUAUUUAUUGUUUUUCCCAUCAGGUAACGAGCGUACAAGAAAACGAGCAGUACACGUGUUAUGUCCAGUCGAAGUUGGGCUCUAAUAAUUUAACUCUGGUGGCU